Phycomyces blakesleeanus NRRL 1555(-) is the source of this 210-nucleotide messenger RNA. RefSeq lists its product as hypothetical. The transcript is spliced from 2 exons. The coding region runs from base 1 to 210 and encodes 69 amino acids. The record is from RefSeq and is a predicted model, not a curated record. NCBI's taxonomy places the organism in Eukaryota, Fungi, Mucoromycota, Mucoromycetes, Mucorales, Phycomycetaceae.
AUGCAGCCAAACAAUGCCGAUGAAUGGAAGGAGCGCUUGAUCGGAAAAACUAUCCUUGGCGAGGACGAAGAAACAACCCUCUCAAGCAAACUCCCGAAGCCUUACAGACUGCUCGCUCCCGGAAGCAUCAUGACUAGAGACUUUAACCCCAACCGUCUAAACGUUUUUAUUGAUGAAGAAAAAGUUGUAACAAACGUCUAUUAUUGUUAA